AUGACGGAUGCUACCUACUGCACUCAAUUGUAUGCGUCAGAAGAGAAAUCAGGCUCCUCAGGUUUCUGUAACAUGGGCAGAUCCAUGGCCUUCAUUCUGAAAGAUCCUCUCUUGGUGCUGUUAAACUUGGUCAACAUCUCACCGAUGUCCUGGUUGGGUUGGGAAGAGCUACCGGAGGCCAUGGCGAAACCCCCCCCUUCAUCUUGCUCCGACCCACCAUCACUGUGAUCAUCUGGCUGGGAGGAGAAUGGCUCCCGCUUGCUCAGAUCCUGGGCCAUCUUCCUCUUCUUGAACCGGCGCCAGGCAGCCUGUAUGAAGCAAGCCGCCCAGGUCCUCCAGGAAUGGGAGUAGACACGGAAGGUGUGCUGCAGCUUCUUGCUGUGGAGCCGCCUGAACUGGUUCGCCACGAGCUUCAGAUGCUCGGCCCGGAGGGCGAAGCCCUCCACCUCCACGAGGGCCUUCACGGUCCUCGUGGAAGACGGCAGGCUGCCGGUGGACUUGGGGAGCAGGGCCCAUGUCAGCAGUUCCUCACCACAGAAAUCCCCGGGCCUGAGAGUUAUGGAGUCGAAGAAGCCAGUCCUUCCCCCGUUGGUCGUAUAGCUCUCCAAUCUCCCCCGGAUGAUGAAGAGCAUCUCCGUCACCGGGUCCCCCUCGCGAACAAUGUAA
Messenger RNA from Spirodela intermedia, 666 nucleotides. The record is from the annotation of a GenBank genome assembly. NCBI's taxonomy places the organism in Eukaryota, Viridiplantae, Streptophyta, Magnoliopsida, Alismatales, Araceae.